Aspergillus chevalieri is the source of this 900-nucleotide messenger RNA. RefSeq lists its product as uncharacterized. The coding region runs from base 1 to 900 and encodes 299 amino acids. The transcript has a single exon. Lineage: Eukaryota; Fungi; Ascomycota; Eurotiomycetes; Eurotiales; Aspergillaceae. The record is from RefSeq and is a predicted model, not a curated record.
AUGAUUCAAAUUGAUACUACUUUCUUGCAAGAUCAUACAAUCGCCAUGCAGCUGCCAGUCCAAGGCGAAGUCUACUUCACUCUCCAGCAACAUAGUGAAUCAAUAUCCUCAGUCAUCGUCGCCAACGGCACCGUGAUAGCCCGAGGCCCAAGUCUCCAGGAACGACCCCCAGAGAACUGGAUUAGUGCUCUGCGGGAGAUGUCAGAACGAUUGGGUAGGGAUAAAGAUGACGGCAUCCCCCAGGACUAUUCAACAGAAGCCUCGCCAACAGCGUUCGGAUCUUUACCCAGAUCGUCGCUUACUUCCAGUGAACCGUUUUUAACGCCGACUCCGUCUCUGGCAAAAUCGGAUCUGGGGUUGAAGCGGAUGAAGAAGUUGCAGGAUUUACUGGCAAUGCUUUUCAAUCACCCGAUUUCCAGUGUGGAGGAUCAUAACCAGCAAGUGGAGGGGCUGUACAGCGGGCCGCGGAUUCCUGCUUGUCCUGAUGUGUCGAUCAUGCAGUUUGCGGAGGUCCUUGGGAGACUGGGGAAUGUCUCGAGCACAGUGGGGAAUGUGUACGGGUUACUUAGUUGGCAGAUUUUCAAGAUGGAAGAAGACCGGUUGGUACAUGAUGAGGGCUUGUCUCCGAAUUUCGCUGCGAAACAGGUAACUAUUGUCUCCUCGAUCUUGAUUCUACGAUACAUCUUGCUAACGCUUAGGCAGAUGAACAAGAAAAUGGCCGAAGUGCUUAAGCGUCGAGGCAAGGCAAAAGACUGGGCUAGCGAUGCACGGCGCGCAGUCACGAUGGUAUUUGGGCCGUUACGCAAUGCCAGUAUCUGCGUCAAAUCGUUUGCCCUGAUCCUUCUUGCAAGUGAGUUAUCUCUUUCUUUCAUGCUGCAGAUAUUUUGCAUAACCGACUAA